ACACACACACACUCUCUCUCUCUCACACACACUCUGCUCCUCCAUGAGUCCGGAUUAUAAAUAUGUAUUUUGUGAUUUCUGCCAUGAAAGCUCAGAUUGAAAUCAUCCCCUGUAAGAUCUGUGGAGAUAAAUCCUCAGGGAUCCACUACGGGGUGAUCACCUGCGAGGGCUGUAAGGGUUUCUUCAGGCGGAGUCAGCAGAGUAACGCAGCCUACUCGUGUCCUCGCCAGAAAAACUGUCUGAUCGACCGAACGAGCCGCAACCGCUGCCAACACUGCCGUCUGCAGAAAUGUCUGGCUGUGGGCAUGUCCCGGGACGCUGUAAAGUUUGGUCGCAUGUCUAAGAAGCAGCGGGACAGUUUGUACGCUGAGGUGCAGAAGCACCGCCUCCAGCAGCAGCAGCAGCAGCAGCAGCAGCAGGGGCCCGGCCUCCUGUCCCACCCCGGCCUCGGCAGCCCGAGCCCGGGCGAGGCCGAGCCGCUGUCCCCUCAAUACCGCCUCUCCUCCACGGGACUCACGGAGCUGCCGGACGAGCUGGGAGGCUACAUGGAGCAGGACUCACCUGAGGGAGGAUCAGUGUCAUCAAAGGCAGACUCUGGAGGAGGAGGGGAGAGAGGAGAAGGUCGCGGGUUCUACCUGGACAUCCAGCCGUCCCCGGAUCAGUCCGGACUCGAUAUUAACGGCAUCAAACCGGAGCCGCUUUGUGACUACGGAUCCGAGAACGGCUUCUUCCCGUACUGCUCCUUCAGUGAUGGAGACACGUCGCCCACAGUGUCCAUGACUGAACUCGAUCACCUGGUUCAGACCAUCUCCAAGUCUCACCUGGAGACGUGUCAGUACCUGCGGGAGGAGCUGCAGCAGAUGAGCUGGCAGAACUUCCUGCAGGACGAGGUGGAGAGCUACCAGAGCAAGCCGCGGGAGGUGAUGUGGCAGCUGUGUGCCAUGAAGAUCACUGAGGCCAUCCAGUACGUGGUGGAGUUCGCCAAACGCAUCGACGGCUUCAUGGAUCUGUGUCAGAACGACCAGAUUGUGCUGCUCAAAGCUGGCUCUCUGGAGGUGGUGCUGGUCAGGAUGUGUCGGCUGUUCGACUCCCAGAAUAACACGGUGUACUUUGACGGGAAGUUCGCGGGUCCUGACGUCUUCAAAGCUCUGGGUUGCGAUGACCUGAUCUCGUCUGUGUUUGACUUUGCUAAAAGCAUGUGUUCGCUGCAUCUGUCGGAGGAUGAGCUCGCUCUGUUCUCAGCGUUCCUCCUGCUGUCUGCAGACCGGUCGUGGCUGCAGGAGAAGCUGCAGGUGGAGAAGCUGCAGCAGAAGACUCAGCUGGCUCUACAACACGUCCUGCAGAAGAACCAGCGAGAGGACGGAGCCAUGAACAAGCUCAGAUGUAAGGUGACGGCGUUGCGUUCGCUGUGCGGUCGUCACACGGAGAAGCUGUCGGCGUUCCGGGCCGUUUACCCGGACAUCGUGCGGACACACUUCCCUCCUCUCUAUAAGGAGCUGUUCGGAGUCGACCUGGAGCUGACUCUGCAGAGUGACGACUAAACGACAACCGGCAGCCGCACAGAGCCGAGAGCCGAGCCGCCACAUCUGGACCGAGCCCGGGAUCCACGGCGGCGGAGGACGGGACGAUGACUCAGGUGAUCUCUCUUCACCUGCAUUUAUACACGUUUUGUGUCCUGGAUCCUGGAUCUGGAUUCACCUCAGACAUUAAAAGACACCUUCAGUAUUCACACUGAAACCUGCUUCUGUUUGUCACCACAUCACCUCUUCUCCUGCCAGUGACUGUGACAGUGAGAAAACACAUUCAUAAAUCCUGGAGGACGCUCAGUGAUGUUGUGAGAGCAACCGGCCAAAAUAUGUCACCAAGCAAAGCAAACAAAAGCAAACACACCUUUUUGUGGAGCAGUUUAUACUCGGAGCAGAGCAGGGUUUUGUAAAACUGGAUGGUGCAACAAGCUUCCUCAGUUUUUAUCUCCUCACUCUCACAGAUCUGCACUCACACAGCAGUUUACAGUUGUGCAAUGGUGUGAAUUUUGUUCUAAAUGAAUCUGUAUCAUCUCUGAUUUUAUGGCUGCACUAUUCCAUCAACACAUGUCUACGACAUCACACAUUUUUAGAAACAUUUUCCCAAAAUGUAAUCUAACAGAUUUGUCUUUGGAAAGUUUUCAUCUAGAACUGAAGGUUAAGUUUUGUGUGUUUGAAUAAUGUUUUACCAAACAUGUUGAGGUUGGAUUGAGCUGCUGCAUCAAAGUUUAAUGAGAGAGAAAAUGUCAAAAAGUCUGUGGAGAUAUUUUAGUCAUGUCACACAAAAAAAACAAUACAGACUACAACUGGGUCUACAAAAAUUCUGCUGCAUUUAAACAGCACGUAUAGAGAGAAUUUCAAAUGAAUUUGUGUUUGCAGCGGCAGAAGUAUUGAGAAUAUUCUAAAAAGUUGGAAACAAGAAUUGUUUUGGUCUGCAGCUGUUCUUUAAAUAUUUGGGCUUCCUGCAGACCAGGUUUUUAUCACAUUACCCCUAAAUAUAUCAACCUGACUCCUUUUUAUCCAGAAAGCUGUCUUUUAAAUGUCCAGGAUGUUUCUUAACCACUAAAGUUUCUUCUGUUUGUGGGGAAAGUUUAAAUGAGAUCAGCUGGUCUGUAGUUUUCUGUGUUCUCCUAUUGAUGCAUCACUCAGGUUUAACAGUCUGUGAACAUCCCAAAUAAUCAAACCAAACACCAAACACCCCCCUCACGUCUACUCUCAGGCAGGCUAACUGGAUUUUUAAUCAGCAGAAGCGUAAAUGCUGCAGUUGAUUUGAUAUAUUUUGUUAUCUGAUGAUUUGUUGAAUUCCCUUCUCUUGUUAUUGUGUUGAUUUUUCAGUAAUGCAUGCUGACCUCAGAACAGAAACUGUUUUUCUUCUCUGAGGUUUCAGAGCAGAGAUUAAGUGAUCCUAAACGACAAAACUAAUCUGGUAAAUUUGCACGUGGAGCAUCUUUAAAUACUGAGCCAACAGAGAGAAGCACCUGAAGAAGUUUGAACCAAAAUGUGAAAAACUUUUGUUUUGCUGGAGUCUGCUCGACAACACAGCCGCUGAGGCUCAUGGGAACUGUAGUAUUUUGAUCUGUGUGUUUAGAAACACACACACACACACACACACACACACACACACACACACACAC
This is a messenger RNA of Centropristis striata (black sea bass), 3157 nucleotides long. Its product is annotated as nuclear receptor ROR-alpha A-like. Bases 63 to 1541 code for a protein of 492 amino acids. Gene Ontology annotation, molecular function: nuclear receptor activity; RNA polymerase II cis-regulatory region sequence-specific DNA binding; zinc ion binding. The transcript is spliced from 11 exons. Gene Ontology annotation, biological process: regulation of transcription by RNA polymerase II. Gene Ontology annotation, cellular component: nucleus. Lineage: Eukaryota; Metazoa; Chordata; Actinopteri; Perciformes; Serranidae. The record is from RefSeq and is a predicted model, not a curated record.